UAUGGACACCAAGUCAGGAGAUAAGGUAGGAUGUGAUAGAGAGGGUAUGGUUCAUACUUCAUAGUUCAUACUUCAACAAAAGCUUCAAGAAAUGGCAGCCAAUGUGACUCUGUCCUCUCCUUUUCCCUGCAAAACUUCAUUUCUCCCAAAAUCACCAUCAUCACUUUCUCCACUUUUCUAUGCCCCUUUCUCCCACAGAAACACACCAAAUGUUGUUGCUCUCAAAGUUCAUGCAAAACUCGGUGGUGGAGAUGAAGAAGGCAAGAAAGGAGGGAAGAAGAAAUUCAUAACAAGGGAUGAAGAGCCGCAACAGUAUUGGCAGACAGCAGGAGAAAGGGAAGGAGAGAAUCCAAUGAAGACACCGCUUCCUUACAUCAUCAUCUUUGGUAUGUCAACUCCUUUUGUGAUCUUAGCCAUUGCUUUUGCUAAUGGUUGGAUUAAGGUUCCUGUUCGGUGAUACAUCAUACUCAUACUCAUACUCAUACUCCUACCACUUGAGAACCCUCGGAUUGUAAAAUUAAUAAGAGACUUCUCUAUUAGAUAUUUUCAUUCCUUUCUUAUUGUAACAGAUGAAUCACACAAAGUGUUUGGAUCGUUUAUAUGGAUACUUUUGCUAUUUGAUUUA
Molecule: messenger RNA, 625 nt
Organism: Arachis duranensis
Lineage: Eukaryota; Viridiplantae; Streptophyta; Magnoliopsida; Fabales; Fabaceae
Exons: 3
Coding region: 92-457 (121 amino acids)
Cellular component (GO): chloroplast
Source: RefSeq, a predicted model, not a curated record